AUGUUGCUUUCGAGCUCCGAGUCGAGCAUUUUCAGCGAUACUGAUUAUGAUGUUAGCAGUGAGGACGAGUGCAACUAUAGCAACACAGAUGAAAAGAUAAAAAAUGUGAAAUACUUCCAUAAAAAAAUAAUCAAACUGUUUUUAAAAAAUAGAAAAUAUUAUGAACAAAUAAAAAAAAUUGCACUUAGCUAUAUUAGCAAAAUAGAAGACAUCCAAUUUUCGAAUAUUCAAAACAAUGAACAACAGGGAAGCAAUGAGCACAUAUACAAUUUUUAUUUUGACCCCUACGAUGCGAUUCAGCAUGGGGAAAACAAAUUAAUAUAUUACAUGCAGAAUAGCUUCCACAAGUUUAUUGAUGUUAUGAACAAUUACUCAAUUCCUUUUUUCUUUCGACUUAUCUUCCUGAGUUGCUAUUUCGAGUUUUUGUAUAGCAGAGAGGUAAAACAGGACGUAGGGGACAGCGACUUUGGCAAGGGGAGAAACCAUUCGCCUACCAGUCAUGUGGACAAUCGGGGGGAAGCUACGAAUGCCCAGUGGGGAUAUACAGAUGGUGGCGCUGCACAUGGGUACGGAGAUAUCUUGAAGAAGGGGGAGCAUGACGAAGCGACAGGGAGGGAUAGCGUAGGAGAAGAGCCGAACGCGGGUACCAAGUGUGGAAGCUUAACGGAGGAGAAUAAGAAUGAGAAGGGAAAAUGUCAAAAUGGAAGCACGCCCUUAAAGUCGGAUGAGAAAGGGGGCGCAAAACAGGGAGGAGAAAAAGGUGAAGAAGAACUCUCCCCCUACAAUUUCAUAGUCUACAAUUUCAGCAAAGACAAAAUGGUUAUGGAAGAAAUCGACAUGUACAGCUCAUGUCUGAUAAAAGGAAUUUUGUACUCAUACAAAGAUUAUUCCUUUUUAAAAGAUGAAAAUACAAAAGCCAAAAUAAAUAAUUGCUUGAAAAUGAUAUUCGACAAACAAAAUAUAAAAAUUAUAUGUCGAGUGGAAAACGUGCCCUACCUGCAUGAUAUACAUAUUAGCUAUUUGCAAGAAAUACGAAAUAAGCACAUUGGGAAAUUCAUAAGUACAGAGGGGAUAAUAACCCGAGUGGGAGAAAAAAAAAUAUUAGAGGAAUGCAAAAAGUAUAGGUGUACCAAGUGUGAUAAAAUAAUUAAAAAAAAAGCCAUCCCUGAGUUGUAUUAUAACACGCAAAUGGUGUUUAAGUGCCCCUAUUCCCAAAUCAACCCUAACAUACCCCCCUCUUCCUCUUCUUCUUCUAAAAACAAUUUGGUAAGCAAAGAAGUAAGCAUAAGAAGGAAAUAUAUGAAUAAAGACAUGGGAAAAGAAAGUAGGACGGGGAAAGCAGGGUCAUAUAUUAAUAACGGCUCCAAGUUUUUUAAGAAAAAUCGUUUUUACGGCUAUGCUAAUUAUAGGUCAAGGGGUUAUUAUGGCAACAAGCGUAGUAGCAAAUGGAAUUUCUCCUACAGAGCAAAAUAUUAUAAUAAAAAUACAUACAGUGGAAAUAAAUGUAAUGGCACAAAUUUCGAAUUCUUAGAGAAUGAAGUUAAAAGAGUAGACUACCAAGAAAUAAGAAUAAAAGAAACGAGUAAAACGAAUAUCCCCUAUUCCGUGACGGUAGUCCUUUUGGAAAAUUUAGCUGGGAAAUAUCACCCGGGAAAAAAAGUAAUUAUAAAUGGCAUUAUUUUAAGGAGGUGGAAGAAAUUGUAUAAAGACAUUAGGUGUGAAUCGGAGCUGUUUAUCGAAGCAAAUAAUGUUCAAAUUAAACAAGUGGAAGGUUCAAGGGGUAAGGAGGUAGCACUGGACGACGAGUUCGCCAAGUGUAUAAAUGCCCUAACGAAUGAGGCGCAGGGGAGAAGUAGCGGGGUGAUUACUGUGGAGGGAGAUCGUGCUACAGGCAAGGCAAGGAACACUAAUGUGAAUGAUAAUCUUGGGGGUGACCCCGAGGGGAACCCCACAUAUGACGAAAAGGGAAGGCCCAUAAGAUCAGCGCAUGUGGGGAGUGGCUACUGUAUGGGACAAAAUUCGGAGCAGCAGCGGGAGCAGCUGGAACAGCCGCAGGAGCAGCAGCAGCGGCAGGAGGAGGAAUGUGCAAAGAACCCACCAUGUGGUAGCAACGUGAACAGAAUAAAAAACAAUCUGAGCGAAAAUGUGACGGAUGUAAAGAUGGACGUCCCAGAAAGGACCCUGUUUGAAAAAUAUUGGCUCCUCUUCAAAAAGAAUAAAUUCGAAGGAAAGAGACACCUCUGUGAUAGUAUGUGCCCCAACUUGUACAAUUGCAAAAUGUCCAAGAUAGCGGUGCUGCUGGUGCUAAUAGGGGGGAACAAAAUAAAUGAGUCUGAUUCCUUCUACAAUGAAAAUAAUAAGUGGAAAAAAUAUUUCAACCGCAGCAAUGAAGAGGCAGGCACAGCGAGUGGCGGCCAUAGCGACGAAGACGAAGACGAAGACGACGGUGAUGAAGAGGUGGAUGAAGACGAUGAUGAGGAGGUGGACGAGGACGAAGAAGAUAACCCCUCCAGUUGCGAAAACAGACGUGUGAGGAAAGCGAAGAACAGAAAAUGGCGUAACGCCAAGGAGGGAGGACGCACAAGUCACGGACACGAAAAUGCAGCCAGGAGAAGACGCAGAGGGGGAAAAACAAAGCACAGGAAGGGUAGAGGAAAUAAUUUCUCGUCUGACAAUUGCGACAAGAGAACCUUGUGCCAUUUGUUACUCGUGGGAGACCCAGGCACAGGAAAAUCACAGCUACUCAAAGAAGUACAAAAAAUAAGCAGCAUUUGUACUAACGUGUCCGGUAUGUUUUGUACCACUGCUGGCUUAACUUGCGCAGCCAUAAAAGAGGGGAACAAUUUUAUGCUAGAAAGUGGAGCCCUAGUUUUAGCAGAUAAUGGAGUUUGUUGCAUUGACGAAUUUUGUCUAAUGAAGAAUGAAAAUAAAAAUGCUAUUCAUGAAGCCAUGGAACAACUAACCAUUUCAGUAGCCAAGGGGGGCAUCGUGGAUAAAUUACAUUGUAGGUGCACUAUUAUCGGUGCAUCUAAUUUCGAGUUACAUAAAACGGCUACGGGAAAUUUAGCUUCCUGUGAGGAUAAGGUUCUCACUAUUAACCUCUCGUACCCGCUCCUAAGCAGAUUCGACAUGGUUGUCAUAACAGAGGACAAUAAUGAAAUUGAUUCGAAGGUUGCUGAUUAUGUGUUGUCACAGGAUGUGCGGUCUGGUUGUGCUGGUACCGGUGGUUUAGUGAAGAAGGGGACAACCUUAUGUCGCCGCUCUGUGCAGGACGGGGGGUGGUGGGGUUCGUACACGCUUGAUGGGGGAAGCGUCCAAAAGAGCCCGACUAAAAUGACUAAUGAAAGGCGCUUCGCGAAAGAAGCACAACAUGCAAAUUUCCCUGAAGAGGAGGAAGGGUGGACCGGAGGACACGCCUUCAAAAUGCCUCAAACAGAAGGCACCAAAAUUGUGUGGUCUUGCGAAAAGCUCAAGGAAUAUAUUUACUACGUGAAGAAUAAUUGCUCUCCAAAUUUUAAUAAAAACUCAAAGCUAAUUUUAAUUACAUACUAUUCCAUGUUACGCAAGCAUAAUGACGGUGAUAACGGAACGACCGUUAGGACGCUAGAAAGUUUAAUACGGCUAAGUGAGGCGCAUUCGAAAAUGAUGCACAGCGACACGGUGUCCUCUGACGAUGUGAUUAAUAUCGUGUUGUUAUCAGAGCUAAGUUUGCGUGGGUAUAAAAUAGCCGCCAAAACGAACUCCAAUAAUAUUCUUAUAGCUAGGUCGGGUAUACUGGACAACCUCAGCGACUCGCUGCUCUUUUAUAAUAAUAUACACAGCACACUUUACUCCUUGGACGAUGUGUUAUUCUAUGAGUCGUUAUACAAUUAUUUUAAAAAGCUCCUUUUGGAGAAGCUCAAUUUGAUAGAGCGCGGCGGGGAGAUCCACACCAUGGCUCUGUAA
This is a messenger RNA of Plasmodium fragile, 3945 nucleotides long. RefSeq lists its product as uncharacterized. Gene Ontology annotation, molecular function: single-stranded DNA helicase activity; ATP binding; single-stranded DNA binding. Gene Ontology annotation, biological process: double-strand break repair via homologous recombination. Lineage: Eukaryota; Apicomplexa; Aconoidasida; Haemosporida; Plasmodiidae. The transcript has a single exon. Gene Ontology annotation, cellular component: MCM complex; nucleus. The record is from RefSeq and is a predicted model, not a curated record. Bases 1 to 3945 code for a protein of 1314 amino acids.